Messenger RNA from Papilio polytes (common Mormon), 782 nucleotides. RefSeq lists its product as uncharacterized. Lineage: Eukaryota; Metazoa; Arthropoda; Insecta; Lepidoptera; Papilionidae. The record is from RefSeq and is a predicted model, not a curated record. The annotation marks the transcript as partial. The transcript is spliced from 7 exons.
GCAAUAUGGCGGUAACACGCCGUGGUUAUAUUUUUUGUACGUUCAUAUCUAGUUUAGUGUGCAUUAUUUUAGUGGUUGUUGCGAUCGCUAGUGACAGUUGGAUAGUAUCGAGCGCGUGGUUGGAGGGCCAAGUAGACUACAGCAACAUCCGCUAUGGCCUGUUCCGAGGAGAACUGGCGCUACGACAUCUCGGCACACCAUCUUAUAACACCCUGUAUAUGACCUGUCUCUCUGAUGUCAGCGCGUGUGCUGUAAGCUGCAAAACCGAACCACAGGCCAGAGAAGAUGAGGUUCGAGCUCUAGCGGAGGGCUUGAGACCGAAUCAAGCCUGCGUUUCCGUGACUACAAUAGAUACAGAGAAUCCUUUGUCGGGUCCAGCGGUGAUAUCGUUCGGGAUGUACGCGGCGGUCACCGCGGUGUUGUUCCUACAACUCGCACUGGCGACGGUAGCGGCCGCGCUGGCUAUACUCAACGCAACUAAAAACCCCACUGAACCAGUCUUCGGGUUACCUGGAUGUCUGUGGACUAAUGUGGCGACAGCCAUCUUGGGGCUAACAGUACUGAUGGUGUUCGGCAUCUACUGGGCAACGUCUGGACUCAACGAGCACUUGGCUCUCUCCUACAUAGCUGCUGAAGUAUUCGCUCCUGAUCCAAGUCUAGGAUAUUCAUACUGGUUGUUACUGCCGGCUGUUGUCUGUUCGCUUACUAACGUAGGCCUGAUCGAGCUUCGAAGAUAUUUAUUGGAAAAGGACCCUCCACCGCCUACUAUUAAAGUCGAAAAU